Molecule: messenger RNA, 6650 nt
Organism: Gadus chalcogrammus (walleye pollock)
Lineage: Eukaryota; Metazoa; Chordata; Actinopteri; Gadiformes; Gadidae
Product: FERM and PDZ domain-containing protein 1-like
Exons: 18
Coding region: 204-6641 (2145 amino acids)
Cellular component (GO): cytoskeleton
Molecular function (GO): protein binding
Source: RefSeq, a predicted model, not a curated record
GACACACACAUCGCAUCAUGCGUCUUACCGCGCGACAUAUGGUUCGGGUUCGAGGGUGACGACUGAGGAAUAAGAUUCUGCUAAGGAGAUGAAGAGGCAGCCCGCUGGUCUUCCUCAGCACAAUGAUGGAUGGAGAGAGAGCAGAGCUGGGGUGUGAACUGCACCUACAUGAAGGCCUGAUACACAGGGCGAGAAGCAGGUAAAUGGAGGAGGCGGGCCGCAGCCGCUCCCCCUCGCGGCGGACCAGCCGCGUGGAGCAGGUGGUCGGGCGAUGGCUGAGGCGCUCCCGGGACCUGGGGAGCCGCUCCCACUCGCUCAGCAGAGACAGGGUGUCGGUGGACGGGAAGAGCGGGGAGCAGGCGGGCGACCAGAGGAGCUACUCCUUCCGCUUCACGGUUCAGAUCCAGAGGAGCUCGGAGCUCAACUCGCACGGUCUGAGCCUGACCUCCCAGACGCCCAUCCUGGUGCAGGAGGUCGCAGCAGGAGGCCCUGCCGAUGGUCGUCUGGUUCCUGGCGACCAGCUGGUGAAGAUCAAUAAUGUGGCCGCGGAGGACCUGACUCCAGAGCAGGCUGCUGAGAUAAUCAGGGAGUGUCAGGAUAUCGUGACCAUGACAGUUCUCAGGACCAUGGUGGGCCCGAAGUCAUCCUUCAUCACGCCGGAGAAGAGAGCCAAGCUCCGGUCCAAUCCCGUCAAGGUCCACUUCGCUGAGGAGGUAGAAGUCAACGGUAACUCCCAGGGCAACACGCUGCUCUUCCUCCCCAAUGUCCUCAAGGUGUACCUGGAGAACGGGCAGACCAAAGCCUUCAAGUUCGAACCCAACACCACGGUCAAGGACAUCGUGAUGACGCUGAAGGAGAAGCUGUCCCUGUGUCGCAUCGAGCCCUUCUGCCUGGUGCUGGAGCAGCAGCACAGCGUCACCAAGCUGCUGCUGCUGCACGAGGAGGAGAGGAUCCAGCAGGUGGUGCAGAAGAAGGAGUCCCAUGACUACAGGUGUCUGUUCCGUGUCUGCUACAUGCCCAAAGACCCCCGAGACCUGCUGCUUGAGGACCCCACUGCCUUUGAGUACCUCUACUUCCAGGGGGUGAACGACGUGCUCCAGGAGCGCUUUGCGGUGGAGAUGCGCUGCAACACGGCGCUGCGUCUGGCCGCGCUGCACAUCCAGGAGAGGCUGGCCAGCUGCGGCCAGUCCCCCAAGACCACCCUGAAGACCAUCACGAAGACCUGGGGCAUUGAGAACUUUGUGUCGUCCACCCUGCUGAGGAACAUGAGGGAGAAGGACCUGAGGAAGGCGGUCGGCUACCACAUGAAGAAGAGCCAAUCACAGCAGGACCCCAAGCAGAAGGGGCUGUCCUUCAACCAGGCCCGCAUCAACUACCUGGAGGAGCUCAGCGAGCUCAAGAGCUUCAUGGGGAAGUCCUUCAGCGCCACCAUGUUGCUGCAGGACCGGGAGUCCACGGUGAGCCUGCUGGUGGGGGCGCGCUACGGGGUGAGCCAGGUGGUGAACCAUAAGCUCAGCAUCAUGACCACGCUCACCGAGUUCAGCAGCAUUAGCCGCAUCGAGCUGCUGCCAGAGUCCGAGCGCAUCAGCCUGGUCAAGAUCUACCUGCAGGACAUCAAGCCCAUCACGCUGUUACUGGAGUCCGUGGCAGCCAAGGACAUGUCCUGCCUCAUCGCCGGCUACUGCAAGGUGUUCGCCAACCCCGACAUCCAAGUCUUCCCCUGGCCGGAGAAACCCAAGAAGCACCGGGUGUCAGCGGAGGAAGGCUACGUGUCCCGGCGAGCGAGCGACUCGGACUCCUCCUCGGACAUGGACGACGACCCCUUGAUCAACCUGGUCUCCCACGACAACAAGCCCCGCCCCCGCAUCCGGUCCUCCUCGGACCCCGAGCGGCCCAAGAGGAAGGAGCGGGAGCGGCCGCGGCCCCCGGGGGCCAAGGCCAAGGCGGAGAAACCCUGGAGGAGCCGGAGGGAGAAACAGGACGCCGACACCGAGAAGCUCCGGUCAUGUGACCCCACGUCAUGUGACCUCCGGGCGGAGAACCAGGAAGUGGAGGAGGAGCCGACGGCCGACGACGGGGAGACGAAGGGGGCGGGGACGGAGGCGGGGCUAGUACAGAUCGCGAUAACGAAGGCCGACGCGGAGGAGGGGGGGGACGGGGCGGCGAGGGUCCGGGACCGGGGGCCGGAGCAGGAGGGGAAGGAGGCGGCGGCGGGCGGGGACGACUUCUGGGGCGCGGACGAGACCUUCUCGGAGGCGUCCGACUCGUGCCGGACGGACUCCCGCUUCCUCACCAGCCCGUCCAGCGACUCCCUGGACGCGUUGGAGGAGGACGACCUCGUUUCCUGUUCCUCCUCCUCCUUCGUCCGGCCGCCCUCCGGCCUUCUCCACCUCCAGGGCACUGCCUUCUCCCCGCGGCCGUCGCAGAGGCUCCGCCCCUACAAACACACGCUGCCCCACCCCCACCUCCUGGCCCCGCCGCCGGCUCACUCCCACUCCCUCGUCAGCCUCGCCCCCGGCCGAGACGAGGAGACGGCGACGGGCGGGGGCAGGAGGUCCGGCGACGGCGCCGACCCCAACCUCUCCUCGCCCUCCUCCUCCCCGCCCGGCGACGGUUGCCCGGGCGGCACGGAGCCGCAGCCUCUGAUCAUCAUCAACCCCUGUCGCCAGGACAACCUGAUGAGCUUCGCCGAGCUGUCCCGCCACGCCGACGACCUGCCCAGCCCCCCCGAGGCCAGCGAGGAGGACGAGGAGGACGAAGAGGAGGAGCUGGAGCGGCGCCGGAGGAGGUUCCUGGAGCUGAGCGAGCCGCUGAUGCGCGCCUCCGAGGGGGACGGCGCCGUGGGCGUGGCCCCGACCCGGACGCCGUCCCCGGCGCCCGUCUCCACGGCGUCGGGCGUGGACUACGUGUUCAACUUCAACCAGAGCGACGCGCGCUGCUACUACAAGCUGUGCUCCAGCGUGACGCCCGACAGCGCGCUCAGCCCGCCGCGCCCCGGCCCCGGCCCCGGGUCGGACGGGGAGCGGGACGCCAAGAAGGGGGGGAGCGGCGGGGAGGGGGGGCCGGAGGAGGCGGAGCCGGUGCACAUCCUCCAGCCGCCGCCCGGGUUCGGAGACAGCAGCUCGGAGGAGGAGUUCUUCGACGCCUGGGACCGCUUCUCCUCGCCGGAGGAGCCCAGCGCGGGAGGCGUUCCCGGAGUUUUAGCAGAGAUGAAACCAAACUUGGUCCGCACUCUGAGCCUUAGUGACAUCAGAGCGAUAGUAGACGAGAUAGAAGGAGGACAGAGGCGUGCCGGGAUGGGGAUGGUAGCGGAAGACGGAGGUGGAGUAGAAACCUUGGUUCAGUUUAGGAGGCGGUCGCGGAAGCGCAGGUCCUUCAUGGAGACCACCUUCACCUCCAGGGUCACCUUCCCAGAGCCAGACGCAGACUCAAACCCCAACCUUAACUCAAACAGGACUCAAAGAGGCCUCCCGUCACAGGACGGCGACGCUCCACGUCUUAGCGGGGAUCCGGAGGCUCCCGAACAAACCCAGAACAUCUGUCCUACCGUCGCGUCCAUGACCCACGCCGAAGGAGAACCGGCCCUCCUCGAAUCCAAGCCCAUCCCUUCCAAGUCCCGUGCCCGCGGACCCGGCUCCCCCAGGGGCUCCGGUUCUCCGGAUUCGGACAGAGAGCUCCUCACGGCCUCCAGGAGGAAGAAGCAGGAGAUGGAAAUGGAGCCCGACGCCAUGGAGUCGAAAUCAGUGACGGACCUCGUGAAGACGUCUCCUUCCUCCAUCACGGUGGUCCGUUGCCGGGUGGAGCCGGACGGGAAGGAGAGUUUGUCCGAGAUCAUCGAGGAGUCGUGUAAGUGUGAGGAAGUAGGAGACGAGUGGUACGAGAAGGAGUGGGGAAUAGUGAGGGAGUCGGUCAGUGGUGCCGAGACCCUGAAAGAAGAGGACUCGAGUCAAUCAGACAACGUUUUUGCUGAUGAUUUUCUCACGCAGUUGCCACCUCCUCCAAGCUUUGCACAACCCCUUCCACCAAAUUGCUUCACGCCACCACUACCGGUUGUUGAUAAUCCCUCCCAGAAUCCCCAGCUCUCAUCUUCACAACAAGUGGGCUUGAAUGAUACGCAAGUGUACGUUUCAGAAUUACCCAAACUCAAAUUCCUUAACAGAGAACAAUAUGUUAUGGUCAAUACCGUGACUAAAAACGAUGGAACAAGCAGUAUUUUGAACUCUGACACAACUAGCGAUGAUGUCGUUGACGUAGUCGAAUCUGACAACGUGUUUGUUGUUGAGGAUGAGGAGGAUGACGAUGAUAAUGACGAUAGUGAGGAGGAUGAUGUUGAGGAGGAUGACGAUGACAAUAGUGUCCCUUUGUGUGAUACUCGUGAGAAUUCUCGAAACAAUCACAAUGUUGAUCAUGACGCUGCUAUGAAAGCUGCAGUAGCCUCUAGUCUUCCGUCACCAGACUCCCAAACCAAAGGCCACUCCAGUUCAAAGCCUCUCACACCGAUUACCUCCUCUGAAUACGAAAACACGAUCAAUUCUAUCACGGCUAAGCUCGGGGUUGCAACGGCUGCGUUGUCCCCUCUGUUAACCGCUGGUGGAACCAUUCAUCAUGAGACUACAAGAGACAAGGCCUCCGGCUCGAAUCAUGACACAGAUACAGUCAGGAUUGGUUCCACCAUGCCAGACGCAGAGUCUGCCUCCAAGGUUAGCUUAGGUAUGGCCAGUGAAGCUGCGAUUAAGCACAGCUUUGAUGCCCCUUGUGACGGUUUAGCGCAAGCUAACACGACAACAGUCCACCAUCUAUCCAAAGAGCCCCCAUCUCCCACCCAUUUCCUCUUCCAGACGUGCUCUCCCAGUAUCAUGGGCCGCCUGUCCGCCUCCACGCUUAGGGAGAAGAUUCAGAUGCUGCCCCUUUACCUAUCUCGCUCCCAGGAGACCUUACCCCAAACUGGGUCGGACAGUGCAUCCCCAAGCCCCUGUAAGGUGGUCUCUAACAACAGCCAGGACAGGAGCGAGGUCGCCAUACGAAUUACGGAUGUCGAUAACGUCACACAAGCAAUGGACUUUGGGACAUCACCUAGGAGGGGAUCCAUCGAAUCUGACGACUCCGACGUUACCCUGACUGGGUCCGAGGUGGAGACAGAGGUAGACGGGGAGCUAGGAUCUCCCUUGGUUCCUGGGAUGACCUGUCCCACGGCCUCCAACGAGAGGGAAACGGCGGAGAGCGUCGUGGUGUCCGACGCAAACUCUGCCAGCCCUGUUCAAAGCGAGCCUCGAACCACGCGCCACGUGUCAUGUGAGCCUUGCAGCGAUACACCGGGUCCCAUCGUCAAGCCUCCCACCUCCCUGGCCGUUCCCUCUGACACAGAGGCACACACGCCCGGCCCCGUGAAAGAGGCUCCAGAAUCCUCAAUGAAAAGUGCAUCAAACAUUCCAGGUUUCAUAAUGAACAGUCAACAGUCAUCUGCCACACCGCAUCCAAUGGUGGUCACGACCCAGACGCACAACGGGCCCGGCCUCUCUUUCUACAGCCCCACAGAGAAAGUAAGGACCAGUACCGACCGGCCUCUGACGGGCCUCUGCCGCCCUGCAGCAGAGGCAACCGGCGCACCCAAAUCCCAUUCCUCAGGUUGUGCGAUGUUUACUAUGUGUUCCGCCCAAUCCCAGACAAAGGCGUCAGUGUCCGUCCCCGCCAUGAAACCCGAUUACAGCUGCAGCUCAGUGCUCUCCUCGGGCUGCGAGUCGGCCGUGGAGGGGCUGCAGACGCCACUGGAGGCGUGCGGCUGCACAACGGUCUACACCAACUGCUUCAGCAGCGGCGACAACUUCGACGACGAGCUCACCGUCUACGAGUUCUCCUGCCGCUCGCAGGGCAGCAGCAGGGCGGGGUCUACCUCCGAGGUGGGGCUUCCUCUCAUCACCGCCGCCGGGCCCGUCUCCUCUUUUCUAUCCAAGUCCCCUCCGUCCUUCUCGGCGUCGACGCUCUCUCCGUCCUUCCCGCGCUCCUCCAUCGUCUUCUCCUCGGCCACGUCGGAGCUCAGCCCGCUCCUCUCGCCUCUGUCCGACUCCCAGGACAGUGUCUCGUCCCAAUCGCACAAGGAGACCAUCAGCUCCAUCCGUCAGCACUGUUACCCUGCCAACCCCGCGGGCUUCCAGCCGCUACGGAGCGACGUGGACCAGCUCAUCGCCAUCCUUGAAGGCGGUAGCGGUCAGGGCGGUCAAGGCGGUCACGGGGGGCGCCACGCCCGGGAGACCUGCCCGGCGCACUUCACGGAGAACAAGCACGUGCUGCACACGGAGGCGCGCCGACUGAUGGCGGGCUGCCAGAAAGCUGCAGCCCUGGGGCAGAACCCCGAGGAGACACUGGUCGCCCUGGCCGACAGCUUCAGGCACCUGGUGGAGCUGGCGGGCACCUGCCUCUGGUUCUCGGGCUGCGACCGGUGCGACCGGAGGAACGGCGAGGCGGUGGCGGGGCUGGCCGACGUGGCGAGGUCCUUCCGGGACUUCUGUCUGGCGGCGGAACGCGCCUGCAGCAAGAGGAGCUGCCAGGAUCUAAGUGCCAAGCUUCUGGCGAAACAAUGCACGGCACUCACUGCCUCGGUCUUCUGCCUCACCCAGCUGUUCCGCACACUGACGGCGCUUUGAGGUGGCUGG